Molecule: messenger RNA, 651 nt
Organism: Coccidioides posadasii C735 delta SOWgp
Lineage: Eukaryota; Fungi; Ascomycota; Eurotiomycetes; Onygenales; Onygenaceae
Source: RefSeq, a predicted model, not a curated record
AUGGCUUCAGCUACUGGAAUUCCCGAAGCGCGGCCGGCCUCUAUUCAUGAGAACGGAGAGGAAGAACCGCUGCUUGGACGUCCGGGCGACGUGACCCAGAAGGAGAAUCAGAGCAUUUUAAUAAACCUGGUUACAGUGCUCCUUACCACGCAAGCAAUCCUUCUCCUCCAGCCGACACACACUCCUUCGCAGAAAAGGCAGGGAACAUUGACUCACUUUGGCGUAAUCGUUGCCUCCAAUCUCACCUUUGUCGCUGCCUUCACUAUCAUCGAGAUCAAUAAAGCCUCUCACCCGGAAACCCGCUUCACCUCCGUCCAUGCGAUCAUGGGAUUGAUCACGUACAUCCUUAUCGUAUUGCAAGCAGCUGUCGGAGCAGCUCAGUAUUUCUUCCCCGCACAGGUCUUCGGAAGCAUCGACAACGGGAAGCGGGUGUACAAGUGGCACCGGCUCUUCGGCUAUGCUCUCCUCGUCAUGGAGCUCGCCACGAUUGCGGCAGCGACACAGACGGACUAUAACAAGACCGUGUUGCACAUCCGCCUUUGGGCCGUGUUGCUCGCAUCAGUCCUGGUGAUUGCGGGAAUCUACGCUCGAAUCAAAAAGCAAAAGAUGCCUCUUUUCAAGCGCCAGAGACCAAGAGAACGGUCAGAUUAG